CGAAUGCUUGUCUCUCGAAAUGUACGAAACACAUCGCCGCGGCACCGCGCUAGACGAGUACCUGGCAUCUGUGAGCGAUGAGCCGCUCUUUCACACCAACACCAAGCACACCGGCUCCCCCACAGGUCUUAGAGACUUGAAGACCAAGGUACUGCAGAGGGUUCUACCACUCAUUGUUAGUUGCAUCCAUCGUGCAGCGCCAUCGCACAUCAAGACGGACGUGCUCAAAACGUUGGCGUUCGCCCAUUCUGUUCAAAGCACGCAUGCAGAUGAGAUGAAGAGACACCAGUCUAAGUUUCCUCGCACCGUUGGCAAGCCAUCAACUCAACAUCCCGCUUCGUUGUCGUUCGAACAGUCAUUCCCUGACGUUGUGCAAGCUCGAAUUCUCCAUCUGUUGUACAGCGCAGUCGCAUUCGCUGCCAUCACAACGACCUUCCUUACACAUGACGCGACUAUUACCUGGCCAUCGUGGCAGCAAUCGACAUCAUUUGCCGUCGCUGGACUCGCACUUCUUCAUGUGCUCUUCCCCUUGAUCGAUCUCGUGGUCAUUUUUUUCUACGUCGUGUGGUAUCGUCGCCAGCGCCAGUACGUCGCCAGCCAACUCGCACUCUUCCACGAUCGAAAGCAAACGCUCGAGCUUCGUUGCAACAACGUACUUCGCCAAAUCAAAGCCGCUGCGGCCGCACAGCGUGGCUAUCUCUUGGAUGACGCGUGGAUGCCGCCUAUCGGCCGCCUCGAAGCAAACGAGUCUAAGCCGUCGUUGAGCUGUGUCGCGGUGCGCCAGAUGUUGUACAAUGUGUACACUUUAAUCGCAGCCGCCAGUGCUGGCGGCUUGCCGCACGAGAAUCCCAUCGUGCGCACUACGUCGACCAGCAGCCCAUCCCUGUUGCUCAUGGCGCUGUCCAACCAGCACACUGCGACAAUGGAGUUCCUCGAGCAAAGUCUGGUAAAUUGGCGAGCAAAAGUUGAGUCCCCGCUCGAGCUGGAGCAAGUGCUUUGCGAGGUCCAGCAAUGGCUGGUCUCGUUGCACCAAGCACUGCUUCUCGUAGACGAUACCACGUGCGUGGACGUUCCAGUCGUCACCACUUCGAUCAACAAGGCUGACGCGCAGCCACUGCAGUUGACGACAAAUGGCGCGGUCCACCACGCCAGGGUGCUUCAGAGCACAAUGAAGACCGCCUUGGCCGUGCUCUUUGCUACAGAGAGCGACACCGGUUUUGAUACUUCGGCGGGCCGAGAACGCACCAUGCAAAGCCUGGCACGAGUGGGCGAUCUCUUGGACGCGGCACAGGUUGCUUGGGCCAAGUGGCAAGCUGCCGUCUUGGAGGAGAAUCGACUGACAAAAUCUCCAGUGGAAGAAACAACCGAUGCGCCGGAAGUGCAAGAGAACCCGCGCGCAACUGCACCUAUCGACGACGACGACGCGGCGGCCCCAAAUUACACAGAAGUGUUUACCGCCGUGAGCACGGGACUGGUAGACCGCGACGUUCGCCCAGACCAGGUUCGCGUCGGUAGUGCCUCGCUCCUUCAAUCGUUUGACCGAGUCGUGCACGAGUUGCAUGACGUCCUUGUUCGACGGCCGCUGCCGGAAGAGCGCGUUCAGGGUGCAGACACGCACGUCCCGCUCCUCUCCAAGCCAACUGAAGAGCAUACAGUCGUCACUAAGUCGCCCGCUUUCGUUCUGCCCGCGACCGUCUCGUCGGAGCUCCAAGCGGCCUUAUUCCAGUUACAUCGUCGGCCUGCUGCAGAUGAAGAAUUCCUCAUCUGUGAUGAAAGCGACUAGAAAAGAUGAAUAAUGUGGCCGUAUAGUAGCCUCGUUAGCCUGUUGUGGGGGGGGGAGACCGGGUGCUGUGUGAGGUCCCUG
Molecule: messenger RNA, 1864 nt
Organism: Aphanomyces invadans
Lineage: Eukaryota; Oomycota; Saprolegniomycetes; Saprolegniales; Verrucalvaceae
Exons: 6
Coding region: 20-1783 (587 amino acids)
Molecular function (GO): myosin binding
Source: RefSeq, a predicted model, not a curated record